Molecule: messenger RNA, 345 nt
Organism: Ambispora gerdemannii
Lineage: Eukaryota; Fungi; Glomeromycota; Glomeromycetes; Archaeosporales; Ambisporaceae
Source: the annotation of a GenBank genome assembly
AUGGUCCGGCCUCCCAAAUACGAUCAUACCUUUCGUGCUUCGUACUACUACUCGCCUUUUCUCCAAGUUGAGUCAUCACUGACAAUCUGGCUGGAACCCUCUCGUCUUUCACCAAAACGUACGCAACGAUUGACACCGUCAAUGCGAAACAGAUGUUACCACUUCCAAUGCACUCUCAGAACCGUCCGAAAGGCGUUGACACGCUUAUAUAAUACAUUAGAACUCGGCAUGUUCACGGUGCUUUGUCAAAUGGAAAAAGAACGUCUGAUAAAAAGUAUGUAUUGGCUUCUCGGAGUAUUGACACGGAUAAAAGGUGUGAGGGAGCUUCUGGAACACCGAUAUUGA